UGAGCUGCUGGGCGCUCUGCGUGACGUCGCUAAGGAAGAAGGCGCCGUGUCGGAGGCGGCAGAUUCGCCAUAAUCCGCCGCUUGGCCAAUCUCAUCCCUAUUUAUAUUUUUAUAAGGAGGAGCGGCACGGCACACAUGAAUCCCAGCCUGCUGGCGAGAAAGUGUUCUUUUUGAUUUUUUUUUUUUAAUUAUUAUUAUUUUUUUGUGACAAGACCGCCGCGCUUCGCUUGCAGCCAGCUCUUUGGCUGCCCCCCCCAGCCGCGGUUAUGGAGGCUGCGGCUGCAGGGAUCAGUUCCAUCUUCAUGUGUAAGCUCUGUAACUUAUUUUCACCACAUCAAUCAGAACUAUUGUCUCACGUCUCUGCGAAGCACACAGAAGAAGGGACUAAUGUGGACGACAUCAUUAUUCCACUUCAGCCUCUAACAGCAGCAACAGACAUAAGCAGAAAUGGAGAAGAGCUUCUUUCAGUGAAGAAGAAAAGGGGCAGGCCAAAAGGAUCUACUAAGAAGUUAUGUGUGGAUGAAGAUGUUGCAGAACAUAAUUCUGUUCUGAAUGAAGAAGCUCAGCCCGGGUCAGAAGAAGCACCAGAAGUGGCUGAAGUCUCACCAGGCAGCUUGGAGUGUAGGAAAUGCAAUAGGAAGUUCUCUAACAUGCGUCAGCUGAGGAAACAUAUCUGUAUUAUUGUUUUGAAUGAAGCAGAAGAAGGAGAUGGAGGUAAUGAUUCUGACGUUGACCUUGACAGGAAGGAAGAUGAGCGAGAAAAAACUCCAAAGAGGCCCAGAGUACAGAAAACAGAGAAACCUCCAUCAACUAAGGAGACUGAACAGGUUCCAGGAGCUAAAAAUCCUAUAAUAAGUGUGGUUUUGACAGCCCAUGAAGCUAUUCCAGGAGCCACAAAAAUUGUUCCUGUUGAGGCUGCUCCCCAAGAAAGUGAGCCAGCUACUCCAGAAACAGCGGUUCAGGACCCAUCACAACGAAGAGGAUAUCAGGAGUAUGCAAUUCAACAGACUCCAUACGAACAGACAAUGAAAUCAAGCAGGUUGGGUCCAACUCAGCUGAAGAUCUUUACGUGUGUAUACUGCAACAAGGUGUUCAAAUUUAAACACUCCCUCCAAGCACAUUUGAGGAUUCAUACAAAUGAAAAACCAUACAAGUGUUCAUACUGCAAUUAUGCCAGUGCAAUCAAAGCCAACCUGAAUGUUCACAUGCGGAAACAUACAGGGGAGAAAUUUAGCUGUGACUAUUGUACAUUCACAUGUCUCAGCAGAGGCCAUCUCAGAGUCCAUAUUGAAAGAGUUCACAAGAAAAUUAAGCAGCAUUGUCGCUUCUGCAAAAAGCAAUACUCGGAUAUUAAAAAUUUGAUCAAGCAUAUCAAGGAAACGCACGACCUUCAAGAUAAGAAGGUGAAAGAUGUUUUUGAUGAGCUUCGCUUGAUGACUCGAGAGGGCAAAAGGCAGCUUCUUUAUGACUGCCAUAUUUGUGAACGCAAAUUUAAAAAUGAACUCGAUCGAGACCGUCACAUGCUUGUCCACGGUGAUGAAAGACCUUUUGCUUGUGAGCUCUGUGGUCAUGGAGCCACUAAAUACCAAGCUCUCGAGCUUCAUGUUCGCAAACACCCAUUUGUCUACGUGUGUUCUGUGUGCCUGAUGAAAUUUGUCAGUUCUGUAAGACUCCGUGCUCAUAUCAAAGAAGUACAUGCAGAUUUGCAGGAAACUUCUGUUUUUAACAGUUCCAUCAAUCAGAGUUUCUGCCUGCUUGAGCUUGGAGGUGAUAUACAGCCAGAAGCACUUGGUGAACAGCUAGCACAAACUGCGGAUGAAUUGACUAUCAUGAGUACUAAUGCUGUUAACACACCAUCAGAUGAAUCGAUAGCUGCAGAUGUGAAUGAUAAUGAUCAGCAUAAUGGUGACUUAAAAACAAAUACUGUUCCUUCCUUAGAAUCUGAAAAUCCUCUUGUAGACAACGUAAGAGGGACUGUCUGUGAGGCAUCAGCAGUCACAAACAUUCAAUCCUGUGUAAUGUCAGAUUGCUUUCUUCUGAAAAAUGGCACCUCUGCUCCUGAUGAGUUAAAAGAUUCUGCUGCAAAUGGAGAGGAAUCUAAUCACUGCAGUUCAGUAAAUGAACAGGGUGAAGAAAUUCAGCUUUUGCUCUCGGAGGAUGCAAGUUUAAAUGUGAGUCAAAACAAUGCAGUGACUGAGGAUCUUUCAGUUUCUGAAGAGAAAAAUCAGUCUGUUCCUUCUAGUGAGUCAGAAACGAGCAAUCCAUCAGUUCAGAACUCAACAGGAACAACUGACCCUUUGCUAGCAACAGAUGCUAAUGCAGCCAUCAGUCCACAGGCAGCCUCUUCUAAUACAGAUAAAUCAGAUAAUCGGAGUGGAGCUGUUGCCUUUAUGCAGAUCUUGGAUAGCUUACAGAAGAGACAAAUGAACACUGAGUUGUGUGAGAGGAUAAGGAAGGUUUAUGGAGAUUUGGAAUGUGAAUAUUGUGGCAAGUUAUUUUGGUACCAAGUGCAUUACGACAUGCAUGUUCGUACGCAUACUCGAGAACAUUUAUAUUAUUGCACCCAGUGCAGUUACUCUUCCAUCACCAAAAACUGCCUUAAGCGUCACGUCAUUCAAAAGCACAGCAAUAUUUUGCUGAAAUGUCCUACAGAACAUUGUGACUACUCUACUCCGGAUAAAUACAAGCUCCAGGCGCAUCUUAAAGUUCACUCUGAGCUGGAUAAAAAGAGCUACUCCUGUCCUGUGUGUGAGAAGUCAUUUUCUGAAGAUCGACUUAUAAAGUCACACAUCAAGAUAAAUCAUCCUGAGGUUUCAAUGAGUACCAUUUCUGAGAUUCUUGGCCGAAGAGUUCAGUUGAAAGGACUUAUUGGAAAACGAGCUGUGAAAUGUCCCUAUUGUGAUUUUUAUUUUAUGAAGAAUGGGUCAGACCUUCAGCGUCACAUUUGGGCUCAUGAAGGUGUCAAACCCUUCAAAUGUUCUCUCUGUGAGUAUGCCGCUCGCUGCAAGAGUAACUUGAAAGCGCAUAUGAAUCGUCACAGCACUGAGAAAACACACCUUUGUGAUAUGUGUGGGAAAAAGUUCAAAUCGAAAAGCACUUUGAAGAGCCAUAAACGCCUUCAUACUGCUGAUGGAAAGCAGUUUAAAUGUACAGUGUGUGACUACACAGCUGCUCAAAAGCCACAACUCCUACGUCAUAUGGAGCAACAUGUCUCUUUCAAGCCUUUCCGUUGUGCACAUUGCCGUUAUUCCUGCAACAUAUCUGGUUCCCUGAAGAGGCAUUACAAGAAAAAGCAUCCUAAUGAAGAGUAUGUAAAUGUAGGUUCUGGGGAGCCUGCCACAGAAGCCCUUAUCCAACAAGGUGCUAUUAAGUGUCCUGUUUGCAGCUUUGUAUACGGUACAAAAUGGGAAUUCAAUAGACAUCUUAAGAACAAGCAUGGAAUGAAGCUUGUGGAACAUGACGGGGAAGCAAAGUGGGAGUUAACUGCUGAAGUUUCUGAAGAAGCAUCUACACAGUAUCUCCAUAUCACAGAGGCUGGAGAAGACGAUCAGGGUACUCAGGCUGCUGUAGCUGCAUUACAGAACCUUAGAUACACUUCUGAAAAUGGUGAAAGACUUGAUCCAACAGCUGUAAACAUUCUGCAGCAAAUCAUAGAGUUGGGAUCAGAAACCCAUGAUGCCACUGCAGUUGCUUCUGUAGUUACCAUGGCACCUGGAACUGUGACAGUAGUAAAGCAGGUAAAAGAAGAGGAGCAAUCAACCAAUCACACAUUGAUGAUUCAGGAGACUCUGCAGCAGGCCUCAGUGGAGCUGUCUGAACAGCAUCACCUGGUAGUCUCAUCAGAUGAAGUGGAGGGAAUUGAGACAGUGACUGUCUACACGCAGGGUGGAGAGGCUUCAGAAUUCAUUGUUUAUGUUCAGGAAGCGAUGCAGUCUGUAGAAGAACAACCUGUGGAACAAUCUGUGCAGGAGCUCUAAAGAAUGGUAUUCAAAUGAGAUGGCUUCUUGUUUUGUGAAUGCUAAAACUUGUAUUUAUUUUCCUAACACAACCAAAAACUAGCAAGCAGUUGGAUUUUUUGUUAAUUUGUGAGAUAAAAGCUUGUUACUUGAUACGGCUGGUUGGGUUGAAUCAGUAACUUUCAGUACAAAACGACUUUGGACUUCCUUUUUCCUGAAAAAAGUUCUUAUUAUCAGGAAAAGUUAUUCUUCCCCAUCUAAGAUCUCAUUUGAUUCCCGUAAAUCUCCAAAAUAUUGUUUGCUCAAAAUCAUUUUUGACCACAAUAGAAAUAAACAUCAAUUAAAACAGCAGAUUGUCUAGAAAAGUCCCUCCAUCCCACCUUA
Molecule: messenger RNA, 4340 nt
Organism: Coturnix japonica (Japanese quail)
Lineage: Eukaryota; Metazoa; Chordata; Aves; Galliformes; Phasianidae
Gene: ZFAT
Product: zinc finger and AT-hook domain containing
Biological process (GO): positive regulation of transcription by RNA polymerase II
Cellular component (GO): nucleus
Molecular function (GO): sequence-specific DNA binding; DNA-binding transcription factor activity, RNA polymerase II-specific
Source: RefSeq, a predicted model, not a curated record